Silurus meridionalis is the source of this 2699-nucleotide messenger RNA. RefSeq names its product TNF superfamily member 14 (gene tnfsf14a). The transcript is spliced from 4 exons. Gene Ontology annotation, biological process: immune response. Gene Ontology annotation, molecular function: tumor necrosis factor receptor binding. The coding region runs from base 130 to 855 and encodes 241 amino acids. Gene Ontology annotation, cellular component: membrane. The record is from RefSeq and is a predicted model, not a curated record. Lineage: Eukaryota; Metazoa; Chordata; Actinopteri; Siluriformes; Siluridae.
GAGAGAGAGAGACCAGAGUGGGAGUUAUCUGCGACUCUGCAUCCUCAGCCAUUGCUCAGCAUCUUAUCUUGAAUCGAGGAUCUUCUAUUACCUGUGCUUCAUAGUUCUUCCCUUCAGGACUGCAAGAACAUGGCUGAUGGUCAUGCUGCGUACCCUUCAGUGUUUGUAGUAGAUGGUGCUACCCAUUUUCCACCACCUCUGCCACCCAAACCGGGACAACGACGAAUGCAGGUCCGGAGGAACCGCCUGGUCCAGAACACGCUCUUGGUGCUGGUGUGUCUGACCCUGCUUGGUGUAUUGAUGGAGGGUGUUUUCAUCUACAAACUCCACAAGCAUGGCGAUACCUCGGAGUCUAAACCUGCCGAAAGCCCUGAAGCACUAAAAGGAGAUCAACUGGUCACCAGGAGGCCAAAGCCACCUCCAAUUCCACGUCCCUCAAAGCCUCUGGCGCAUCUCGCAGCUGGUUCUAAGAAACCCGAAAAGGAAGGCAUCCUGGAAUGGAUUGUCGAGGGAGACCCCAUCAUUCACGAGCUCGAGUACAGAGAUGGAACUCUGAUUGUUCAAAAGGAGGGCUAUUACUACGUGUACUCUAAGAUUAGCUACAGUGCAGAAGGCAGUUCUUUCACCCAGAUGGUACAGAAGCGAUCACAGCGCUUACCAGGUAGUUCUAUUGAGCUCUUGACAUACAAGAGAUAUAAUCCGAGCCCUCUCCAAAAAGGAAGUGUGAGGAGCAGUUAUGUGGGCGGCGUCUUCUUUAUGUACACAAAUGAUGCUGUUUUUGUUUAUGUGAAUAAUGGCUCGUCGGUUCUUCUGCAUAAACCGGCUGAUAACUGUUUCGGGAUGUUCAUGCUCUAGACAGAUUUAAGACCCGUACUCCACGUGGUGUUUUUGGGAUUUAAAUAUCUCAAAAAUUAAUCAAUAAACUGAUAUCUACAAAAAAAUAUUUCCAUAUGACAAUGUAUGCACCUUUUUUUACAGGACAUGAAUUUAACAAUUUCAUGUUAUUUUCUAGUCAAACAAUAGAUUUUCUUCUUCUUUAAUUCUUUGGUUAUACGUCAUGAGCCCUGGGAGUUCCCAAAACCACUUUAGGAAGUGACACCAUACAAUUUGGGACACAGCCUUUAAAUUACCUCCUGUCACUGAAAAUAACGUUUCAUGCACUGAAGGUGUGAGCUGGUGAUAUAGUGAAAUAACCAUGUUGCAGUGACUAUUAAAAGGUCAUUAAAUGUUAAUUUAAAUGCCAUCAUUUAUAAGUCAUCAGUUAUAAGCACUAUAUAUACACACACACACACACACACAGGAAGUGCCUGAAUUGCAAUGAUCGUGAAUCAUCAAUGUAUAUUUACACCAUUGUAAAUAUAUAAAGUUGAGACAUGUCAUAUCCUGCCCAGGAGUCUUAAAGCACGGUGAUCGGUAUUGGGUACUGUAAUGUGUUAUUAAUUUAUAUAUAUAUAGAUAAUACUUUUUAGCAAAACGGAGCAAUUUACAGUACUGUACUGUAUAAACUAUACAGUAUAUAUGUAUGUGGCAGCAGGCGCAUGGGCGAGUGCUGGUUAGCGAGUGGAGGGCAGAGCACAAAUUUUCAUUCCUUCACUCCCUCGACAUGUGGAUUUCUCCUUUUAAGAGAAAUUCUUGAAGCUGGACAUAAAACGCUAAAGAAUCCAGAGCGCUAGCAUUGGCCGCUAGUCACUUUCUUUCUAGCGCUUUGGAUUCUUUAGGCUUUUUGUGAAACGCAAAACAAAACUAAGCUAGUCGACACAGUGACAAUGCGCUAACUCUCGUUUCUUUUUAUACCCCUGCCGUUGUUGUGUAUGUUUUCAGAUUUAACAGUAAUAAAGAAAUGUGCUAGGGGGAGACAAACAAAGUGGCGGUCCGACACUUAAUACAUUCCUGAGGGAACUUAGACUUAUAAUAAUAAUAAAAGGAUUGCAUUCUGUACGUGUACCGAACCGAAAGCACUGAAAUGUCAGUAUGAAAACGUGAACUGUUACACCCCUAAUGUAUAUAUAAAGGAUUUGGACACCUGACAUAUAUGAGCCAUAUGUGGUUCUUCCAAAACCGUUAGCACAAAGUUGGAGGCACGUAAUUGCAUACGAUAUCUUUCAAAGCUUUCAAUGACAAUGCCUUUGUGCACUAAGUCAGCUCUCUGAAGAUCUGCUUUCCAUGGGUUGGAGUGGAAGAUCUGUUAAACCUAUUUAGGAUGAACUGUUCACACUGACUGCACCCCCAGGCCUCUUCACCUCACCUACAUCAGUACCUGACUUUACUAACACUCUUGUGGCUGAAUGAACCCCUUGUGGCUCCAAAAAUACCCUAGUAGAACAUUUUCCCAGAACAGUGGAACUUAUUAUAACAGUGAAUGGAGACAAUGUAGAAUGAGAUGUACAAUAUACAUGAAUCAAACUUUUGUUCUUCUAGUGUUUACAUGUAUGAACAUAUAAUUGAUAUUAAAAUUUCAGCUUUUUUUGAAGACUACAAAGAUUCUGAUGAAAUAUAAAUAUUACAAUUACAAAAUUGCAGUAUGUUUUAAUGUAGAAUUAACAAAAAACUUAAUUUUUCGGUGUACUGGACAUGAUUAGGGCUCAAAGUAUCUUUUGCACAAUGUUCAUUGUUGUUUUUAAUAUAAUUUAUUUUUAUUUUAGUGUUGUUUGGAGCUUUUUUGAAGUUCAUGUACUGAAAAGCUUUUAUACUGAAUGUAU